CCACUUUCCUAUUUUCGACCUGUUCUCAAACUGGAAUAGGAAAGUGUUUUAGUUUGUUUAUAACAACCCGAAAGUUUGCAUUUCCCGGCAUUCGCUCCGCCCAACCCCCCACCCCACCCGAGGGGGGUUUCCGGCCUUUCUCCACCAUGCCAAUUGCCGCGAUCCCUUUUCUCUGCUCAAGGGAAUACAAACUCCUUGUUAGUGCUUUAUCAAGCAGCAAUCUCACUAAUGCAAAUUGAGAUUCGCGGAGGUUUGGAUUUUAAUAAGGAUUUUUUUUAGUCGCUGGUAAUCAUGCAUUGGUGGCAGGUAGCCUUUUCGUCCUCGUCGAAGACAUUGUCGGACGACGAUAACGUCAUUGUCGACGGGACUUGCAGGUACUUCUUAAAACCCAAACGGCGGAGCCACAACCUAGCGCGCCAGGGGAAAUUACCGAUGGCCACUGGUAAUGACGACGGAGAAACGUGCCGGCCAUCUGGACGUUUUGAGCGUUCCCCGGCCAGGUCGGUGUCUGCGUUGCCUCAGCCGCUGCCACUGCCGGAGUUGCAGUUGCUGAUGCAGCGUGACCCUAAAUUUGCAUCAUCAGGCUGCUGCAACAUGCCCCUACCCCCGCCAGAUUCGGUUCGACAUAGAAGAGGAGGGAGUCUGGACACGAACAGACAAAGAGACGAAGAAAGGCAGAGAACGGACGCGUUGAUUGCUGAUGCCAUUGAUGGACUGAAUGAGCUUAAGAGGCCAGCAAACACGGACAAAUGUAGAACAUUGUGAUACUCGGUCAGCUAAGGAUUUAAAACAGAAGGGAAAUGCCACAAGAAGAUCCUCCAGCAGUUGUAGUAUUAAUUUUCCAAGCAGUGCUCCAUCUAGUCCUUAUUCUAGUCCUACAGUGAGUCCCUCAAAUGGUGAUAUGUUCGCUAUCCAUUACAUUACUCCCCCCAGUGUUUUUCAUGUUUGGUCCGCACCGGAGAUACCACAUUCUGAUGGGAAUCUAGGGUUAAGUUCAUAUUAUCAAAUGUCUUCUGAGAAAACAGCAUCAAGUCUUGAAAAUUCUCCCCGUGAGAGUCCAAGAUUAAGUUUUCGCCUCCUUGGAAUAAGUCCACCAAAGUCUACAUCACCAUUGUCCAUAAAAAUAUCACCUGAGACCCCAGCGGCACGUUGGGAAAUUAAUGCUCCAGCCAGUGUACAUCCUUUACCACGUCCUCCAGGGGCUGGCACACCUACACAAACCACUUCAACCUCCCAAGUUUUGUCUGCAUCUGAUCUUUCAGCAGCUCCUAUGCCAUCACAAGCCACUCCAAUUACUACUCUUUCAGGAAAACCUGAAUUUCCUGGAGCUAACAUUUCCGCACAGCCCUCUGCUGUUUCUCAGGUUGCAGUGAAACCUGAAUUGUUGCCCAUUAAAUGUCAAUGGAAAAAAGGAAAACUUAUUGGGAGGGGGACAUUUGGAAGUAUCUAUGUUGCGUCCAACAGAAAGACUGGAGCUUUAUGUGCACUGAAGGAAGUUGAAAUUUUACCAGAUGAUUCAAAAUCUGCAGAGAGUAUGAAACAGUUGGAGCAGGAAAUUAAAGUUCUCAGCCAUCUAAAGCAUCCAAAUAUUGUCCAGUAUUAUGGUAGUGAAAUUGUUGGCAAUAAGUUUUAUAUAUACCUGGAAUAUGUUCACCCUGGUUCAAUCAAUAAAUUUAUUCAGGACCAUUGUGGAGCUAUUACAGAAUCUAUUGUUCGCAAUUUUACUCGUCAUAUUCUAUGUGGGUUGGCUUAUUUGCACAGCCAAAAAACCAUACACAGGGACAUCAAAGGUGCUAAUUUACUUGUUGAUGCAUAUGGAGUGGUCAAGCUUGCUGACUUUGGGACGUCUAAACAUCUUAAUGGGCAAGUUGCAAAUCUAUCCUUGAAGGGUAGUCCACAUUGGCUGGCUCCAGAGCUCUUACAGUCUGAGAUGCAGAAGGAUACUAGUAUUGAUCUUGCUUUGGCAGUUGAUAUAUGGAGUUUGGGCUGUACUAUAAUUGAAAUGAUGAACGGAAAGCCGCCUUGGUCUGAGUAUGAAGGGGCUGCGGCAUUAUUCAAGGUUUUAACGGAGACUCCACCAAUACCAGAAACACUGUCAGCAGAUGGUAAGGAUUUCUUGCACUGCUGCUUUCGUAGAAAUCCAGCAGAGAGGCCAACAGCUAGCAAGUUACUUGACCAUCCGUUUGUGAACUACUCCCAACAGCCUGAUGCUUGUACCCAGCCCCUUAAAGAGUUCAGAUUGACGGGCCUGCUGCACAAGACACGCAGAUCAAGAAGGGAGCUGGUGAACAAGUAAGAGCUGCAUGAUAUAUUGUCACCCCACUUUCCUUGUCUUGUACUUGGAUCCCGUACGUGCAAACUCCAAACAUUGGGAUAUAAAGUUGAACAUCUUCGACUCAGCUCAUGUGUGAUACUGCUCCUCGGGUGAGACAUUCCAGCAAUGUAAUCACAAGACAUACUGUUGAAGGCUCUUCUGUUGUUAUCCUUCCCAAGCUUGGAACUUCCUCCAGACAAGGCCCAUACUCCACCAAAUUCUAUCGGACACAGUACGGCAUAUCAAACAUGGAAAAAUGGGGAACUGCUGCAUUCUAUUUUCUUUUUUCCAGCGUGGCAUUUCCCUUAAGAUCUUAAGUCAUGACUGUCGCGAUCCUCCCCAUCUGCUCUUUUCGGUAAGCUCAGGGAGUUGGAGCCUGCUUUUUUCGUUCUUGUUAAAGAUGACAAAUUGAGAAAGCUUCAAUUCUGGAAUUUUCCUUGGACUUUGUAUUUGUAGCUUUAUGUCUUUGUAUAAUACGGAGAAUAGAGCUGCAACACAAUGAAUCGGAAAAGAGACAGUACGGCUAUGUAGAACCCUGUAAUUGUCUGUUUUGGGUGUAAAUCUUUCACAGGCAUGCUGAAUGAAAUCAAGUUAAUGGGAUUC
Molecule: messenger RNA, 2917 nt
Organism: Sesamum indicum (sesame)
Lineage: Eukaryota; Viridiplantae; Streptophyta; Magnoliopsida; Lamiales; Pedaliaceae
Gene: MAPKKK5
Product: mitogen-activated protein kinase kinase kinase 5
Biological process (GO): MAPK cascade; protein phosphorylation
Cellular component (GO): cytoplasm
Molecular function (GO): MAP kinase kinase kinase activity; ATP binding
Source: RefSeq, a predicted model, not a curated record